AUGAAUACAGGAUUUACUUUCCCCCCUCAACAAGUCAACAAAGAUACAGGUGCACAAGAAAGUUUCAGAUUUCCAAAGCCAAGUACUUCCAUUCCUGCAACAACAACUGCUCCAAAUGAUAUCACUCAAGUAAACUCUUCGACAGCAAAUUCUGAGACGAAUUUAACGAAUGGUUUUGAGGAUAGUGCUUAUAACUCCAACAACGGUGGUGGUCACAAUGCGGUUGUAGCUCCUAUAGCGGAAACAGAUGAAUUAGCGCCAGUGAUCGAUAUACCGCCACCGCUAGAGAUUAGCGGGAAAGAAAUACGAUCUUUUACACCUGUACCGGAGUUAGCAGAGAAAUCAGGGGAAGAUUUAUAUGCUAAUAAUGAAACUAAUGUUGAUGAAACUGGAAACUUUCUUAUUAAUUCUGUAACGCCUCCCGAUGGAUUAGGAUCACAGUUAUCACAGAAACCACAGGAGUUACAACAACCGCAGCAACCACAACAGCCGCAGCAACCACAACAACCGCAGCAACCACAACAACUACAACAGCAGAUUCCAACGGAAACACAGAGGAAAUCACAGGUUGAAGACUACGUUUCCAAUCUGAGACAGCAGAUGGCAACGGACUGGAAAAGUCCUUCGGAAUAUGCACUACACAUUCUUUUCACGAAAUUCGUCAGACAUGCUGAAAAUAAAUUAAAUCAAUGUUUACAUCAUCCGUUAACUUCAGAACCGCCGAUUGUAGAUAUCUUAGGUGAAGGUGUUGAUCCUAAUUUUGAUAAAAUAGUUGAAUCCCUAGGUCAUAUCGCUAAGAACAAACCUAAACCAGUAAUAGAUGCUAUGAUGUUUUGGAGAAAGACUAAAUCGGAAAUUGCUUGCGUAGCCGCUGAAGAAGUGGAAAAUCUUUUAAAAGAGUAUGAAAAUGAUCAAGUUAAACAAUAUCCUAUCAAACAUCAGCCUUCAUCAUCAAUUUCGCAACCAAAGACACAUUCUAAAUCCAUGAGUAAUGGUAGUAGGUUUUCACAUAAACGAAACAGUUCUUCAAAAUCUUCGACCGGAAGUAAAGGUGCAAUUGAAGAUAAUAAAAUGCGUAAUCUGGAACUGAGUAUCAUUACUGCUAGGGAUGCUGCAUUUCAAGCAGAUAGAAAAUCUUUGAUUAGUAUUUAUAUCCUUUGCCGAGUACUAAUUGAGAUCGUUAAACAAGCUCCAGAAGGUGCAGAUGAAGACCUUAGCGAUAAACUAGAAGAAAUUGUUUUUACACAAUUAAAGACCACGGAUCCAAUGUCAAUUUCAUCGAGCAUAAUUAAAUCAUCAAAUUGGAAUUCCUUUGCUGAAUUAUUGGGUUGGAUGUCAGAAAGAAAAUUUAUAUCGGUUAGUGAUAGAUUCAUUGCUGAUUUAGAGAAAAUACCAACAUUUGUUACUAGAGAUUUGGAGCCAGGCGUUCAUCUUUUAAUUCUAGGUAUGCGAUAUUUGAGGUUAAAAAACUAUCCACUUGAAAAAUUUGAAGAGACGGCAGAUUUUAUGAAAAGUAUAGCAAAAUUCUUUUAUCAAGCGGAAAAUUUAUCGGUCAGCUUAGCUUACGCAGAAGUAAUUAGUCAAUUACUCUUGCCAUUGGCUGGUUCAAUGACAGCGGAAGUUAAUCAUCCAACAUGGGUCGAAGCAAUGACAGCAUUAUUAUCCACAACAGCUAAAUUGCAAACGGAAAGUAGUAGCAGCAAAUAUUGGGCUAGUAUCUUUCGGUUAAAUGUGUCUAUAUUAUGUGUGGCGCCGGCAGAGCUUUUCUCAGAAUACUGGAUUACUUUAAUUGAGAAAAAUGCUAGAAAGAUAAAAAACAAAAGUUUACCUGCAAGAGUCCUAUUUGUUGUUGGACUAUCAAGAUUAGUUUGGGUCUAUCUGUAUAGAUGCCCGGAAACCCUAAACAAUACUACUAGAACCCUAAGUCGAUUAUUUGCCCUUUUCCUGAGUACGAAGAAGAAAGAAAAUUGGAUCACAACUGAUUUAGAACUAAUAAAUCCUCUAUCGGAUGUCUUAGUUACCGUUGGGUACGCAUAUCCAAACUUUUUGAUGGAAAAUGCUAUUCUGCCGUUGGUUAGAACUUCUUUCAAUGGAUUUUCGCUGGAUGGUAUCAAUUACGAAAGAAUGAUUUUGGUAAUUAACACGUAUAGAGGACUAUUAAUGACGAACAAUAAGCCUGAGUUUCCUGAAAACGAUAGUAGGUAUUACGAAUUGAGCUUAAAUGACAUCUCGAUAAAGCAGAACGAAGCUCUUACGUCAAAUCAUGAAGAAGUUUGCACGUAUUUUUACAAGUUGUUUUUAUUGUUAGAUUCCAAUAUCGGUUCAGAAGUUUGGUCACCAGAGAAUCAGCAUAACAGACCUCCGACCACUCCAUUCGAAAAGUUUUCUCUUUUUUCUAAUGACAAUAACAAUAACAAUAAUAGAAAUCUCAACAUUGCAUUGUUUGCUACAUUAAUCGAAACUAUCCCUAGCUGUUUAAACAUCUCUGGACAAAUCCCAUUUAAAUCUACUAUUGAAAUCAUCUCUAGAAAUGCAGUGCAUGCUGAUCUCUUAAUUGCUAGCAGCUGUCAAAAUGCACUGAAGGCUCUUGCAUCAAAGAAAAAUCCGUACACAUUAAUCACUUGGUUUGCCAAGUAUUCAUUUGACUUCGAUGAAAAGACUCAAUCGAGCUAUAACAUGUCGUACCUUUCCUCCACCGAAUAUCGAAGACUUCUAAUUCUUUACGUCGGAUUACUGGAAUGUUGGUUGGAAGAAUUCCAUUCUUCAAAUCUUGAGGAGAAAAAGCGAGAGACAGGGUUAGAUGGUAUCGAAUUAAUGCCAGUGGACAACAAUUUAGAAGAACUUAAUGAGGUAGAAACUCUAGAAUGGAAGAAUACAGUUACAGUGAUCGAAGAAGUAGAAGGUAACGGUUUAUUCUUCCUCUGCUCACAGGAUGCAGGUAUACGUCAUUUGGGUAUUCAGAUAUUGAGGAUCAUAUCGAAGUUUGAUGAAGCUAUGGUAGAGAAAACAGUCAGACUCUCAAAGUGCCAUUCCCGGUCUUCUUCAUAUUUUGCGGCCCAUCGAGGUACGAGACUGGUCGAUCUUCUCAACGAUACUGAUUUCUAUUCUUUGUUAGACAGUAAGAGGACUCUACUUAGUAUGGUAGAGAAAUCAAGGAUCUCGAAGCUUACUGCCAAAUUCAAAAAAGGUGUUCUCAUAAAAAUUGCAGAAUCUGAAUACGGUGUCGAUGCAGCUCUUUGGCAAAGAAUUUUCCCUAAGCUCCUCUCAGUAGUUUGUGUGGCAUGUCCCAUUACAAUGGCUCUUUGCCGAUCAAUCGUUUGCAUUAGGCUUGUGCAAGUUCAUGGAAUAAUUUUGCAGAUUGCUAAUAACGUCGAAGAUAGACCCAGGGAGAUUUCACCGGAAGUUAUUAUCAACCAGUGGAAAUUAUUCUUGGUGGUCGCUUGUACUUCUUUGACCUCUACCAAUGAUCAGAAAUUGCAUAUUCCCACUUCAGGAUUUCGCCACGGUAGAAAGAAAAGUCAACAAAUCUUUACUGUGCAACAUCAAAAGAUUAAGUCAGCUACAUCUGUCUUUAAAAUGGUGCUCCCACUGCUGAAUGCUGAUUCUACAAUGAUUAGAGAUGCCAUUAUCUCAGGUCUAAGCUCCAUGAAUGUAAACAUUUAUAAGGCCUACAUUGAAAGCAUCGAAGGAUUUUUGUGUACAUGGUCGUUGCAAAGUUCCAAUAACAAGAUAAGAGUAGAAAUGUUUCACGUGUUAACCAUAUUAUCUAGAUUUUUGAAUGAAACCAUGAUUCUAGAGGACAAGGUACUUUUGAAGAAGAUCUCUGAAAUACUCAGACAUGUAAAGAAAUUUUUGGAAGAGGAAUCUGUGCAAUAUUCGUACGAAUUCCAAACAUUACGCAGUUAUUUCGCAGAACUUCUUCGCAAUUACUAUUCGGUGGUACGUUUAGAACCACAGUUUGACCAAUUGUUUCCCUUUCAAGCUCGUGCUUCCUGUUUUAAGUACCUAAAAGAAUGGUGCGGAUAUGGUGAACUUGCUUUUAUUGCAGAGGAAAGGUACAAUACGAUGAUUCGCAACACUGAUAAUAGCAGAGAUCGUACAGCGAUUACGGCAGGUAUUGAAUUUCAAAGAAGUAGACUGGAAAAGGUUGCACUCGAGACGAUGGUUGUGUUAUGCUCUGACACCAUCACCAAGACUAUACAGGAUGUUCCGGAAAUGCCAAUCGUCAUUUCGUUUGACAUCGCUGGACUUCUUUCUUGGAUUGAAUCACUUUUUAACGCCGAAGAUGAGUCUUUCAAGAAUAUGGGUGUUUCGGCUCUAGAGAACCUUUUGGAAAUGAACACUAGUAAUCAUCAAUUAUUCAAGGAGGUGGCCUUUCAAUGUGCUGCCCACCACAAGAGCCCCCAUGUUUCUGUUUUGUAUUACAUCACGUUAUGCAAGACCGUUCUGAAGAUGGACAACUUGGUUUUAGAAGAGGAUGAGCUAGUAUCCUUGGGCUUAUUUGGAGUUGUCUCAGACAGAGAAGAUGCCCGUAGCUACGCAGUUGACUUGCUUUCUGCUGUGGAAGCGAAACUCCAUAAUUCGUUCUAUACCAAAGUGUUCAAAGAGCGUCUGGCAAGUUCAUCUAAAACAGUAUACAAGUCUACCGCCAAGGAAGUUUCAAGUAUAUUUGCAGAGCUUCUGUCCCAAGAACUUUGUCUCAAAAUAUUUUCAGCUCUAGUAGGAACGAUGGAUUCUUUUUCUUUUGAAACCAAGAGGGAUAUAUUGAUUCUUUUAACACCAUGGGUCAAUAAAUUUACACUAAAAUCCAUCGAAGAACUAGACACCUUUAUGAUAUUGAACAAUCUUUUUUACAUCACUAUUGACCUUAACAACACAUUACCAAUUGAAGUAGAGCAACUCUGGAUAUCGCUAGGUAAGGGAAAUGGAUUUCAAAACAUCCAUGUUUCGUUGGAAUUUAUCAUGACCGUCUCGAUAAACCACCGUAAUCCAAAUUUUGUGCAGCAUGCCAGGGAUGUUGUGCUAUAUUUGGGGAACGUUCCGGGUGGUAUUGGGCUUGUGGAUAAUUUAACCAGCAACCUGGAGCCCAAAUCUAUGAUUCCUUUGACCAAAAGUGAAGUGAAGGGGCCUACAGAAAACGACAAGGGUUAUUUUAUUGCGAACGUUUGGGAUCGUCUAAAUUAUCAUGGUAAGAGCAUCACCUUCUCCAAAGCCCACCUGUCUAUCAUCUUUCUGGUGAACCUAUUGACUGACCCCAGUGAGGCCUUAAAGGGUAAUAUUGCCAACCUUUUACAUGUAUCAGUCUGUCUACUUGACCACUAUGUCCCACUUAUUCAAGAAAGUGCAUCCAAAAUCGUCUGCGACCUCAUUUUUGGAUUGGCGCCUACCCACGAGAAAUCGGAAGAUACGGUGGAACUUCUCAGAAGCAAACAAAAAAUUUGGUCUUAUGACAAUUUCAUGAAGGAUAAAAAUUCGGCAAGGUCACCAAAGGCGAUGGAUCUUUUAAUAAGAAACCUGCUAUCAAUAUUUCCUGAUAUAGGAACCCUCCAGGUCGAUUGGCAAAAGAUUGCUCUUAAAUGGGCCACUACAUGCUCCGUCAGACACAUUACAUGUCGUUCCUUCCAGGUGUUCCGUUCAUUGCUAAUUUUCCUAGACCAAGGCAUGUUAAGAGAUAUGCUCCAUCGUUUAUCCAAUACUGUAGCCGAUGUAAAUCCAGAUAUUCAAGGAUUUGCGAUGCAAAUAUUGAUGACAUUGAAUGCGAUUACCGCAGAGUUGGACCCUGCCGACCUGAUUAACUUCCCACAGCUGUUUUGGUCUAUUACUGCAUGUCUGAAUAGUAUUCACGAGCAAGAGUUCAUCGAAGUUUUAUCCUGUUUUAUGAAAUUCAUCUCAAAGAUCGAUUUGAAUUCGCCAGACACCGUUAGAUGUCUAAUCGCAACUUUCCCCUCCAAUUGGGAAGGUCGUUUUGACGGAUUACAACAAAUUGUCAUGACAGGCCUGAGAUCAGCAAAUUCUUCUGAUAUAACAUGGAAGGUUUUGGACAAAUUGAACUUGCUCGAAGACAGUCGUAUUAUUGCAAACUCAGAAUCUCGUCUUUUAUUUGCUUUAAUUUCAAAUUUGCCUCGCUUUUUACAAGCCAUGGAUCGAAAGGACUAUAGCAAUAUCCAGACUGCUGUGGAUGCCAUGGUUAGUCUAUCAAACGCCAACAACCAACCCUCAAUUUCUAGAUUGUUAGACUCCUUAGCCAAAAAUAAGUUCCGUUCCAAAAAGGACUUUCUCAGCCAAGUGAUCAGUUUUAUUUCCAGAAACUAUUUCCCCAAGUACUCCGCACAGACUAUUGUGUUUUUAUCAGGUCUUCUGCUAAACAAAACCGACUGGGUUAAGUUACAGUCAAUGGAAAUUCUCAAAUACAUUUUCCCACUAGUCGACCUGAGGAAACCGGAAUUUGCCGGCGUUGGUGCUGAUUUGAUAUCACCGCUUCUGAGACUUCUUUUGACAGACUACGAAGCUCGUGCUCUAGAGGUUCUCGAUUGUGUGCCACAAGUCUCAGGAAGCAAAAUGGACAAAGACGUUUUAAGAGUUAGUAUGGGAAACAACGAUGUGAAAAGCAGUAACCGUGUUACUGCUACCUUGUUCGGGAUUCCGGAUGAAAGUGGAUGGUCAGUGCCCAUGCCCACUAUGACAGCUGCCACAACAAGACACAAUGUUCACGCUGUAUUCAUGACCUGUACUGCCAACACUACCGGUGAAGAUCCUGCACAAGAAAUGCCAUACAUGGAGGAUAUCGUAGACUUCCAUGCAGACGCUGACUACGCUUUAGGUCGUUCAGAGACCAAUGAUUCAUUGUCGAUGAUUGAAGAAAAGGAGGCUUCCUUGAGUCACAUGUGGGCCGAGCUGGACAACUUGGACAGUUUCUUUACCAGAAACAAUACUGCUUCAGCAGCUGCUGCCGCAGCAGCUGCGGCUGCGGCAGCUGCAGGAGGAAAAUCAAAGUCCGCACCGCCAAAUGACAUCGGAUCUCUGCAUGAUCGUUCCAACUCUGUAGAAACUGCACAGACAGAACAGACUCUCCAAUUAGAAUCCGCGCCUCAACUGUAUGACAAGAAAGUUUCUGCCAUUUUAAACCAUAGCUUGACAAAAGUUCCCUCUAACAUAUCCUUCAAGACCUCUUUAGCUGAUUCCUUUGCAGCCAACACUGGUAGUCAAGGUUUGAUUAACGAAUUAGGACAUCGCGGGAAUCAACCGAUUUACAGUGAAGACGGAAGCGGUACUGCAAGUGGUAACGUUAGUGCAGUCUGUAGCGCUAAUGGUAAUGUAGGCGGCAAUGGUAGCGGACUAACACGUUCUAGAAACUCUGGUAACUUCAAAUCUCCAACCAAUUCGCUUUCCCUUUCGGGUAAAGCCCGUAGUACAGAAUCCCCGCAGGACAGUUUAUUCCGAUUUGAAGGAUUCCUAAGAAGUUCACAGAGGGGAAGCCGUCGUAAAUGGCAACAACACCAACAACACCAGCAACUACUCUCACAGACAAUUCACGAGCAAGUGAUUCCAUCAUCUUCAUCCUACUACGAUGCCGAAUCAACGUCUCCUAAACCACCCUUAAGGGCAUCAUCCGUAUCACCUAAUGCCGGAAAUAGAGGCAAAUCACAGAAGUCCCAGAAACAUUACCAUUUACCUCAUUUUUCUUCGAAUAAGGCACAAUCUUGGGCAAAUCAUCCUAGUGAAACUGAAUGA
Molecule: messenger RNA, 7731 nt
Organism: Zygosaccharomyces rouxii
Lineage: Eukaryota; Fungi; Ascomycota; Saccharomycetes; Saccharomycetales; Saccharomycetaceae
Gene: TAO3
Product: Tao3p
Exons: 1
Coding region: 1-7731 (2576 amino acids)
Biological process (GO): cell morphogenesis
Cellular component (GO): site of polarized growth; cell cortex
Source: RefSeq, a predicted model, not a curated record